This is a messenger RNA of Peromyscus californicus insignis, 3828 nucleotides long. Its product is annotated as cytochrome c oxidase assembly factor 5. The record is from RefSeq and is a predicted model, not a curated record. The transcript is spliced from 3 exons. Gene Ontology annotation, biological process: mitochondrial respiratory chain complex IV assembly. Bases 113 to 337 code for a protein of 74 amino acids. NCBI's taxonomy places the organism in Eukaryota, Metazoa, Chordata, Mammalia, Rodentia, Cricetidae. Gene Ontology annotation, cellular component: mitochondrion.
UGAGGCCUUCUCUUACCCUCGAGCCUGUCCGUGGGCGUGGCUCCCGCCCGCCCGGGCGCUCCCCGGUGACCGAAGACGGUGAUCCGGGGUGGUGAGGGCGGCGGGCGCAGUCAUGCCCCGGUAUUAUGAGGACAAGCCGGAGGGCGGCGCGUGCGCGGGCGUGAAGGAGGACCUGGGCGCGUGUCUGCUGCAGUCGGCCUGUGUGCUCCAGGAAGGAAAAUCCCCACGGCAGUGUUUGAAGGAAGGAUACUGCAGAGCUUUGCAGUAUUCGUUUUUUGAGUGUAAAAGAUCAAUGUUGGAUACCAGAUCAAGAUUCAGAGGAAGAAAAGGAUAUUGAUAACAUGUUAAAAGCAAGAUGAAAAAUCACCCUGGAUUUUCUCUGGUCCUAAAAGGAAGCAGAGUAGCUGCUGCAUCUGCUUGACAUCUGAACCAGGUUUUCCCUCCAGAGAACACUAGAGAAAAUGAACAAAUGCUGUUUCUGAAUGAUUCUGUCAUGUGAAGUCAUUUAUAGAAGAUACAUUUGAUUGAACAAGUAUGGGCUAAGAAUUUAAUGUUAUGGGAAUUGCCUAAUGGAAAGAUUAUGUUCAAGGAUGACUCUUCAAUCAGAUUACACAGUGUGUGCAUCCAGGAGGCCAUAAUGUGACUAACACAAUUAGUAACACAGAACCUGUUGUUUCUUGGUUUCAAUUUAAUCCAGCCUUCUCCUCAUAGUGGGAUAAUUAAUGUCAGACAAAGUCCACAUCCUCAAGAUCUGUGUGGCCCAAAACAGAGUGUGGGCCCACAGAUCACACCCUACUAAAGCACUAUGGUUUUUUUCUGGAGCUUCUGCUCCAACCUUUGUAAUCUUGGCUAGAUACUGGUCUCAUGUACUGUACCUACUCCAUUCACAAUUUCAUUGGAUGAGUUAUGGGCCUCAUCCCUAAACACUGGGUUUGUAGCAAAUGAAACAACAGCUGUUCGCGCCAGAUAGCAAGUAUCAAAGACAGGAAGUGGCUGGACCGUUUAGAGUUAUGAUAAUUUAUUGUGAUCACUUAACACAGUAGAAAGCCAUCAGGAAACUACAUUUCCAGUUUGAGUUUUGGCAUUAAAGAGUUGUUAUUUCUCUAGCAUCGCGUAGUUCACUGGGGCUAAAGCAGUCAGGGAUUGUGUAGUUCACUUGCUGUUUUAAAAGUUCUGAAGCUGUGAGGAUGCCCCAGGAUAUUCCUGAGGCCUGCCCCAUGUACUGCCCUCCAUAGGAGUGGGAAAUGAUGCUCCCUUUAGUCCUGCUGUCUAUGUACCAAACUUGGUGUGUGUCUGCAGUGUGGAGAUCAUGCCUUCUACAUGCUAGGCAAGUGCUCUACAACUGAGCUACACUUCCCACAAGUGCUUCAAUUUUAAUUGAAAGUAAUCCUGAUUAGAAACUGUGAAAUACGUUUGUAUAAAAGCCUUUUUGUUUAGAGAUAGCUUUAUUUGGAGAAAUUCACAUGAUACAAAAUUGAACCUUCAAUUAUUAAUGUAUUCAUAGAGAAUGCAGCAGUCACCACUAUAAUUCCAGAAUCUCCAUCAGUUCUAGAAACUCACACUUUCACAGUCUGUCCUCAUUCCCUCUUUUCUUUCUGCCCUCAACCGCCAGUAGUGUGUGUGUUUCUAUGGGACUGUCUAUUUCAUGUUAGAUAAGUGGAGUUGUUUGGUGUGGUCCUUUCUGACUUCCAUUACCAAGUUUAACAGGUUUGUUCAUGUAGCGUCAGUCUGUAAUUCAACACUGCUAAAAUAGUAUUCCAUAGUAGACAUAGGCCUUGCUUCUUUAUCCAUGCAUCAGCUAAUGAGCUCUGAGCUGUUUCUGCUUUAGGGCUUUGGACUAAUGCUAUGAACAUCUGUGAAAAAGUUCAACACGUUUCGUUUAAUACUUGCCUUAGAGUGGAAUUGCAGGGUUGUAUGACAGCCUCGAUUUAUCAUUUUCUACAGUGGUUUUACCACCAUUUCAUACUCUUAAAGUAACUGGGUUCCACUGUUCACACUGCUGACAGCCUGUUAUGGGGAGGCAUUCAUUGGGAUCUUGGUUUGCAUUUCUCUAAUGUCUAAUCUGAGCAUGUUUCAUGUGUUCAUUGGCCAUCUGUAUGUUGCCUUUGCAGAAAUGUUUAUUUCAGUCUCCAGUUUGGCUUUCAAUUGGGUUAUCUUUUCAUUUCCCUGUAAGAGUGUUUUUUUUUGUUUGUUUGUUUGUUUUUUUAAUUGUAGAUACAAGUCCUUUAAAGAUAAUUGGCAUUAUUUUUUUUCUCAACUUGUGGUUUCUCUUUUCCAAUCUUUUGAUACUCUUUGAAGCACACUUUUUAUUUUUAUGUGUUGCCUUUAUGUGUUUUUGAGACUGGGUCUUAGCCCAGGCUGGCCUGGAACUUAUGAAGUUGAAUGAAGCCUUGAACUUGGAGCAAGCAGUUUGACUGCUUCACUUCCCAAAUGCUGAGUUGACAGGCACAAGCCACCAUGCUUGGUUUGAAGAAUAGUUUUAAUUGGGGUAAAUUACAUUUUUUUUUCUUUCAGUGUGCUCUAAGAAACCAUUCCUAACCCAAACUUACAGAAACUUAGUCCUUUAUCUUCAUUGAAGAGUUUUAUAAUUUUACCUCUUACCUGUAGGCCUGUGCUUGCUUUCAAAAUAAUUUUAUACACUUUUAUUUGAGCUAUAUUUCAAAUUACUAUUAUAAAUAACAAAACUUAGCAUCUUAGAGUAUAUAUAUAGGUCAGUAGUGUGGAGUGCAUUCACACUUCAGUGCCGUUAGUCUGCAGCAGAAUUCACCUUCAUUCACCUCACAAGAUGUAAAGUGUACAUCAAGUAACUUCCAGCCACUGUCAGGUCGUCCCUCCCUACCCUACCCUUGGCAUGCUCGCUCUAUAGUAAUCACCAUUGUUUCCUGUUUCUGAAUGUGAGUACCCUAAGUGCCUGGUAUGGAUGCAAUCUUAACAUGUGGGGUUUUUUUUCAGGGAUGGGAUGGGACUGACUUAUUUCAUGUAGCAAAAUACCGUCAAGGUUCAGCUAUUAUGUAUCAUGUAUUUCCUUUGUAAAGCCAAAUAGUAUUCUAGUGCAUGUGUGUCCUUUACCUUGUUAUCUAUUUACUCAGCUGUGGAUACCUCGGUGGUUUCCACCUUUGAGCUCCUGACUAUUGCUGUGAACAUGUAUAUAGAUAUCCCUGGGACCCCACUUUCAGUUUUAGUGUAUACCCAGCAGUCUGUGUGGUACAGUAAUUCUAUUUUGAUUUUGAGGCACUGAUAUACUUUCUGUAGCAGCCACACUAUUUUAUAUUCCUCUCAGUAGCACAUGAGGAUUAUUAUAACUGUCCCAUGGCCUUGUCAGUUUAGUUCCUAUUCUUUUUUAGUGGCCAUUCUAAUGUGUGGGAAGUCUAUCAGUGGCUCUGUUUGGCAUUUCCCUUAUUAAUGAAGUUACCUGUUUUAUAUGCUUGUCGGCCUUUAUAUAUUGCUUGAAGAAAUCUUUUUAGAUCCUUUGCCUAUUAAUAGUGGGUUGUUGACCCUGGUUGAGUUUUUGGUAGUCAUAUCCACAAAAGUACUACCCGACCCAGUGGAGCUAAUUAUAUAGAGCUUGCUUUGGGGGUUUUAGUUGUAGCUUUUAGCUUUGCCUUUUGAUUGACUUUGAGUUCAUCUUUGUGUGUGAUGUAAAUUAAGGGUUUGACUUUCCGUUCUUUGAAUGUAGAUAAUCUAGCUUUCCACAUUGCCCUUGGUGGGAAAACAUCCUGCCAUAUACGGUAGGGCUGUUUCUAAGCCCCAGUCUCUCUUUUGGCUUCUGUCUUCACGCCAAUGCCACUCUUGACUACUGGAAUAUUAUAAUAAAAUUUGAAAUCAGAA